Messenger RNA from Durio zibethinus, 1384 nucleotides. Lineage: Eukaryota; Viridiplantae; Streptophyta; Magnoliopsida; Malvales; Malvaceae. The record is from RefSeq and is a predicted model, not a curated record.
UACGCAGCCUAUACCCAAGUCUGUCCUCCCAUUUCCUUUUUUAGCUGAUAAUCCAUUUUCAUAACGAGUUAGGUGAUAGGAUCCCAUUCAAUAGGCCAAACAAAAUCUCACUCAAAACAACACAUUGUGCCAAACAUGUAUUGGUCUUCUUAAUUGAAUUGUUAUGAGUUAUGAGUUAUGACUGCUUAACAGAUCAAGAAAAGAAGGACAAGGAAAUAAACCCAAACUGUAAAUUCGUCAGUGCCGUUUCGGAUUUUUGUUUGUCUGCUACGAUACACGUCAUCUAUAAAACCGCUAACAAUUCCAUUUUGUCCCUUACCAAUAUAGCCGUUACCACCCCAAUCUCUCAGCCAAAGCCCUCCCCUCCCUCUCUUCCCCAGAAGAAACCCCCCAAAACUCAACACUUUCCCAUAAACCAGCUAACUAUUAUGCGCCAUGGAGCGCACUACACACCUUCAGCUCUCCUUUCUCCGUUUCCAGCACCUGCCCUAAACUCCAUCCCCACGGCCGGAAGCCACCACCCAAUGCUUCUUUCUGUUUUCUUAGCCCUUUUUCUGCCAUUCGUUGGUAUGAGUGCUGUUUUUAUUGUUUAUAUCUGUCUUUUGUGGUAUGCUACGAAUUAUCAGACUGAUAAUUCAGGGUCGUUAGCGGCUAAGCAGGUGGCUGAGAAAGGGUUGUCUGUUUCAGAGCUGGAGAAGCUGCCAAAGGUUACGGGGAAGGAGCUUGUGUUGGGGACUGAGUGUGCCGUUUGUCUCGAUGAGAUUGAGGCAGAACAACCGGCUAGAAUGGUUCCCGGUUGCAAUCACGGGUUUCAUUUGCAAUGCGCUGAUACUUGGCUUUCCAAGCAUUCGAUUUGUCCUGUUUGUAGGACCAAGCUUGAGCCUCAGUUGUUCGAUGCUUCUGAUGAUAAUCCAUGCUAAACCUUAACUAGGGAAAAAAAAAAAAAAGGGUCCUCUUUUUAAGAGUAUAAAAGUCAAGUGUUUGGUGUUUGUAUGAAGGGUUAUCCUAGGAAGAGAAGCAAGGUGUUCAUCUAAAUUAUUUCACUUUCGUGCAUGUAUGAGUUUUCUCUUUUUUUAGUGAUAUUUUGUUGGUUAAAUUAAUUUUCAUUGAUAUUGUACACGACAUGGGAUUUUGCUGGCUGGGUAAAAAGACCUUUCUUUUCUGCUUUUUCUUUUUUUUUUUUAUGUGGGAGUUGAAAAGGAAGAUGAGAGCAAGAAAAUUUGCAUAGAAUAAUUAAAAGUAAAGCCAGAUGAACUGGCAUGGGUCAUGGCGGGGCCAUAUGGUGCAUGACAGCACCAACCAUGGAUAACUAUUUGCGUCAAAAACUAUAUGUUUUACUUUUAGGAACCGUUUGAUUACAAGUACAAUUUUAGCAUUUGCAGAA